AUGGAGAAUAUUGAACCUACGCCCGUGUUCAAUUUCGAAUCUCGUGAUACUGCAUUAUGCGCUAUCCCUCCCCGAGAACUAUGGUCAUCAGUAGAUCGAUUGAGAUGUCUCUAUGACAAGGCUUAUACUGCUUGGCCUCCUCAUGUCAACAUUAUAUACCCAUUUGUGCGGCCUGAGUACUUGGAGAAUGCAGCCCAAGUUCUUCAAGGAAAUGCGACAGAAUACCAGCCUCAACUGGCUCUCGAUAUCGCCGACUUCUUCAAACACAAGCAUCACAACACCAUAUACUUGGGACAAAGUUCGAAGGACUCUCAGCUUUCAAAGCUCAAGAACUACAUUUCAAAUGCCCUUGGCCAGCCUCCGGAUUCAGCAGACAAAAGUUUCACCCCUCAUCUCACAAUUGGUCAGAGUGAAGACGCCGAAGCUGCACCGCAUUAUUUUCUUCUGGAAAAGGCCCGCCUUUUGGCUCCUUUAACAUGGAAAGUAAAGGAAGUUGCUAUUCUUAUUCGCGAACCUCUCGCGCAGAGCGAUAGUGGCAGUGGCAGUGGCAGCGGCCCUCGGCCUAUGAAGCUCUGGGGGACCCUAAACCUUGAAUCAGGCACGCUCACUCAGACAACACAACCUCAAGAUUUCACUGAUCGCCUGGAAGAGAUAUCACGUAUCGCCUUCCAACCAGCCCACCGUUUUUCAAAUCCCUCAAAACCUCUGGAAAAGAAUGACUCUCCUACCCACACACCGGAUGCUACUGAGCUUGUGCUGGAUCGAUUAGUUGUUGCCUCUUACAACGUUUUGGCCGAGUUUGAAUGGCCUCCCCAAUCACAUCGACAUGCACCUUUGGUGCAAAACCUUCUCUCCGCUCAAGCUGCCGCCGAUGUUGUUGUACUUCAGGAGGUUACGGAUCACUUCCUCCCUGAUCUUCUUGGCAGCGAGGAACUGCGUGGUCAUUAUCCCUUCGUCUCUCAUGGGCCUCCAGAAACCACAGGUUCUGAGCCACUUCCUAGCCUUUUAAAUAUCGUUGUCUUGAGUAAGUUUCCGUUCGAGUGGCAUCAUCUGCCAUUCCAAAGAAAACACAAAGGAUGUACUGUCGUGCGCUUCCCUACCAUUGGCACAAGAGAUACCCCUGAUGGGGAGUUCAGGCCCUGGGUUCUUGUGGCAUGUCAUCUCAGCCAAGGCCUUACUGAUGGGGCCAUUGCUACCAAGAAGAAUGAGAUCCAAAAGAUGCUCGAUUAUCUAAAGGCUACGUUCCCACAACACCCGUGGGUACUUGCAGGUGAUUUCAAUCUUGUGACUUCUUCUCAUACUAUCGAAGCUGCUCGAAAAAAGCAAGAUAUAUCUUUGCAGACAGUUCAUCGGCUGCAAGAUAUUGACCGGACAUUACAGGAUGCUGGCUUUCUCGACACCUGGCUAACCACUCGACUCGAAUCAGGCGAGUCAUCAGACAUGAAUAAUGAAAGAAGAAGUGUGCUUGACUCUUUCCAGGGAGAGCAAGGGGCUACCUUUGAUCCUCUGACAAACACCCUGACUGCUGAACUUGUUGGAAGCGGACUCAACAACCGGCCGCAGAGGUACGACAAGAUACUAGUCAAGACUGGGCACUAUCACCCACAUGGUUUCAAUAUGUUUGGACAAACGCCGUUUCACUCACCUCAAGGAGAUCAUGCCACAUAUGCUAGUGAUCACUGGGGUAUAAGGUGUCUUUUGUUGAAAUCAUCGUCAAGUGAGACGUCCAAGGCAACUGUUCCAGAAAUGAAGAUCAAACUUCAGCGACCUGUGCUAAGUUUGGUUGAAGGCGAGGGCUUAGAGCACUUCCUGGAAAAUUAUGGUUGUCUGCCAACAGAGCAGGAGAGAGAGACAAGGGCCCAAGCGAUUAAAGCUCUGGAGGUUGCUCUGAAGGACAUCGACCAGUCGGCAUCAGAGGAUGAUGCACGAUCUGGACCUCCGUUUGUUGUGGUUCCGGUUGGUUCAUACGGCUUGGGCGUCUGGACCAGCUCGUCUGAUAUUGACUGUCUCUGCAUCGGCCCAUUCAGUUCCAAGACAUUCUUUACUUUGGCAGUUCAGAGACUGAAGCGAGCGGCCAACAUCAGGAUCUUACGACGGGUCAAAGCUAACUCUGGGUACAUGCUGGAACUAGAAGUACAUGGCAUCAAAGUAGAUCUCCAGUAUUGCGCAGCAGCGUCAAUCGCCGAAAGGUGGCCUGAAGUUAUGAAACGCCCAGCCAAUGACUCGGCAUUUGCCUUAUCUUUUCAGACCCUAGCAAAGCUCAAGCCCGUUCGCGAUCUCUUUUACCUGCGCCGAUCGCUUCCAGACAUGGUCCAAUACCGGAUGGCACACUUGUACAUUAAGUCUUGGGCCCAGGCACGGGGUAUCUAUUCAGCCAAAUUUGGAUUCCUUGGUGGUAUCCAUAUCAGUGUACUUCUUGUUCCAAUCUGCAAAGCACUGGCUUUUGGGAGCGAAACAAUAUCUCCAGCAGAUAUUGUCACCACGUUCUUCAGACACUAUGCAGAUUUCGACUGGAAGAACUCGAUGGUAUUCGACACAUUCUUUCACAAAGACUUGAGGUACAACCGUACAUUCAGAGAGCCUCUCUGUCUUAUCGGCUGGCAUGCACCAGCGCUCAACACCGCUCCGAUAGCAUCCAACCCAACAGUGGUGACUAUUGCGGCUGAAAUAGAGCGUGCCAAUAGAUUGAUUUCUGAGGAUGGUUGUGCAUGGAAUAGUGUACUAGGUCUUCAGUCCACUCAGGAAGCAGGAAAAAGCAGAGGAGCUAAGGAGUUUUUGAAUGAAUUCAAAACUUACAUCAAGAUUGAUGCGCAUUAUUGGGGACCGUCACAGGAAAAAAGUGGCCGGUUCAUCGGCUGGCUCGAAUCUCGUUGUGUCAUGUUGUUGGUUGAUGCGUCUUCUGGAGGAGUGGGAGGUCCAGGCGAGGAGUAUCACGGCUGCUACCUCAUUGGUCUUGCCUGGGACGGCAACAUGAGCAAAGACGAUGUCAAGGAGAUGCGUACGAGCAUUCAAGCAGUCUUACAGGAUUUCGAGACAAGGAUCCGUCGCGACGAGAAGUAUUACGAUGCUCAGUCCUGUUGGAUGAGCGCAACACUUGCUCGAGGCUCCGACCUUGGUGAGAUGGAAGUUGAUCAAAGUUUGUGGGGGGAAUUUGCCGGAGAUACGGACGACGAAGACUCGGAUGAAGAGUUCGAAGAGGAGGAAGAGCUCGACAAUGACGAGGAAGAACUGAAAGGGAAAGGCAGCACCCACGGGUCUCGGUCUGCAGUAGUAGGCAAGGUGCCUGGACUUGGUAAAUUCCGCACGGCUGCCGAUGUGCUCAACCGGAUACGGUGGGAUACCAAUUUCGACCCAAGUGACUACAUCGUUGGGUAUGAGGACCGUUUCCUAGGGGCUCGCGAAAGAGCAGUGGAGCAGUGGAAGAGCGAGCAGACGGACGAGGAGUUUAUCCCACAACACCGCAUUCUGUACUUCAAGCGCAAGGCUGAUAAUGUCAUUGUGUGGGAGCGCCGGACGCGGACUGAUGACAUCUUUGGUAGCGGCAUCAAGAGGCCGACAACAGAUGUCUGA
Messenger RNA from Fusarium poae, 3570 nucleotides. RefSeq lists its product as uncharacterized. Bases 1 to 3570 code for a protein of 1189 amino acids. Gene Ontology annotation, cellular component: nucleus. Lineage: Eukaryota; Fungi; Ascomycota; Sordariomycetes; Hypocreales; Nectriaceae. Gene Ontology annotation, molecular function: RNA binding; poly(A) RNA polymerase activity. The record is from RefSeq and is a predicted model, not a curated record. The transcript is spliced from 3 exons.